Molecule: messenger RNA, 535 nt
Organism: Durio zibethinus
Lineage: Eukaryota; Viridiplantae; Streptophyta; Magnoliopsida; Malvales; Malvaceae
Source: RefSeq, a predicted model, not a curated record
ACCAUUUGUUACUCUCCAACAUUUAUGCAAAUGCUGGUAGGUGGGAAGAUAUGGCAAAUAUUAGGAACCUAACAAAAAGGAACUUGGAAAAGAUCCCUGGUUGGACCUGGGUGUCAAAGGAGAUUUAUGGAUUGCUGAAGAGUAUGAGUGAGAAACUGGAGUUAGCUGGUUAUGUUCCAGAUACAAAUUUUGUGUUGCAUGAUGUUGAUGAGGAAGUUAAGGUUGGAAUCUUGUACACACGUAGUGAAAAAUUGGCUAUUGCAUUUGGUCUUAUUGCCGCACCUGAGGGAACUCCUAUCAGGAUUACAAGAAAUCUUAGAGUUUGUGGUCAUUGCUACAUUUAUUUUGUGUCCGCUAUUACAAAGAGGUUGAUUAUCGUCCGAGAUGCAAAUCGGUUUCACUACUUCAAUGAGGGUGCUUGUUCAUGUGGGGACUACUUGUAAUUGGCUUACUUGAUUUUGGCAGGUUAGUUUUCCCCUUUUACAUGUUUUGUUAAAGUAUCAGAUCAUAUUUUUUAGGGUUCUUUAAUGUUAAA